Messenger RNA from Oncorhynchus tshawytscha (Chinook salmon), 5556 nucleotides. RefSeq names its product SUN domain-containing ossification factor. Gene Ontology annotation, cellular component: cytoplasm; membrane. NCBI's taxonomy places the organism in Eukaryota, Metazoa, Chordata, Actinopteri, Salmoniformes, Salmonidae. Gene Ontology annotation, biological process: protein folding in endoplasmic reticulum; regulation of bone remodeling. The record is from RefSeq and is a predicted model, not a curated record. Bases 198 to 4271 code for a protein of 1357 amino acids. The transcript has 22 exons.
CUCCUGCUCCAGUGGAUUUGACAGGAGCCAACAGUUCAACACAACACCACUUUCAGGAAACUAGAAGUUAGGUGUCGGACCUGUAACUUGUAGUAGAAGUUAGACAUUCACGUUGAGUUAAAACAUACAACUGUUGAAUAACCACAGUAUUGAUACAUGUGUAGGUAGACGGUGAUAAUGUUGAACCCUGCGGGAGGAUGAUGAAGAAGAGAUUGUGGCGAGUUAUGUCAGCGUGCCUACUUGUGUUAUUACUGUGUUGGCACCCCACUAAAUAUGUUAGCUGCACAGAGCAACCCCCAGAGGCUCAGACCCAGAGUCUGAAGGAAGAUCCUGGCGACAGGUCCCAUCACAAGGGUGUUGUUCAGUUAGAGGAUGGCUGGGGGUCACAGUAUGUCCAGCACCUAUCUGAAGAGGAGGUGCUGCCAGAGGGAGAGGAGGUGGAGACACAGCAGCGGGGCCUAGCAGAGGAGGAGGGGGCGGGGACUCCAAGCACUGAGGUGGAGAACAAGGAGCAUGUUCAGACGUUGGACCUGGAGGAUUCUGAGAAGGAGCCAGAGACAGCAGAACCAGAGGCCGAGCCAGAGACAGCAGAACCAGAGGCCAAGCCAGAGACAGCAGAACCAGAGGCCGAGCCAGAGACAGCAGAACCAGAGACAGCAGAACCAGAGGCCGAGCAGCCACCUCCAGAGCCCGUUGUCACCCAAGAGCUGCAGCCAACACCCACCUCUGACCUAUUCCCUCUAUCCUCUGCCCUCAACCCCAUCACUGAAGACCCCUCCAUGCCCCAUGGCUCAUCCUCUAGUGUACCAGAGGAUACUUUGUCUGAUGUCCCUGUAGCGGAAUUCAGCGAUACUGAUCUUGCCACAGACGACUGUGAAGCUGGAGAAACCAACCCCUUUGAUGAAUCCUGGACCUGCCUGAGUAGCGGCUCCAACAUCCAGGACCAGAGUCCCAGUCUUCCUGUUGUCCUGGAGAAACUUAACAACGCUCAAGGAAAAGGCACCAAGACCGACAACACCUCCCACAUGUUGAAAGAACGGGGCUUGAGCUCACACAUCGCCACAGAGAAGGAUCCUAAUGUGGCAACCAAGGAUGCGGAGGACAUCCCCACCUUUGACGAGUGGAAGAAGAAAAUUAUGGAGAAGGAGAACACUCUGGCCACUCACAUCUCCACCAACGGCGGCUCCCACGCUGUAAAGAAGGUGCAGAAGAACUUCAACAACUAUGCCUCAGUGGAGUGUGGCGCCAAGAUCCUGGGUUCUAACCCAGAGGCUAAGAGUACUUCAGCCAUAUUAAUGGAGAGCAUGGAUCAUUACAUGUUAAACCCCUGCAGCAACAAGAUCUGGUUCAUCAUCGAGCUGUGCGAUCCCAUCCAGGUGAAGCAGUUGGACAUUGCUAACUUUGAGCUCUUCUCCUCCACACCCAAAGACUUCCUGGUCUCCAUCAGUGACAGGUACCCGACCAACAAGUGGGUGAAGCUGGGCACUUUUCAUGCUCGGGAGGAGCGCACUGUUCAGAGUUUCCCUCUGGACGAGCACCUGUACGCCAAAUAUGUAAAGAUGUUCACCAAGUACAUAAAGGUGGAGCUGGUCUCUCACCAUGGAUCUGAACACUUCUGCCCCCUUAGUCUCAUAAGGGUUUUUGGAACGAGUAUGGUGGAGGAGUAUGAGGAGAUCGCUGACCCCCUGGACAGACCAGACGACCAGGAUGACGACCUCGAUUAUCCUCCUGGAUACGUUCCUGCAGAGGACAAGGCUUCAAAUGACCUCAUAGGAUCAGCCAAGGACGUCAUUCUGAACAUGGUGAACAACAUUAAAGUCAACGUGCUGGGGGGAGGACCAGGUGAAGGGAACUUCUCAGGCCAGACCGUGAACCUGACUGUCGUUACAUCAUCUGACCCUGACACCACCACCACCCUCAGCCCAGUGCCUGACGCUGUAGAGGUGGAGCAGCCUGAAGUACUAGAGGACCCUGAUGUCACUACCACAGAGGAACCCAAACCAGAGCAUGUAACUGAAGAGGAGCAGGUAGUCUCUCCUAUAGAGGAGGAGGAGGUCCAGUCUAUAGUCACCAUGCUGGAGGAGGAAGAGGAUGGGAGGGAGAGAGGGGAGCACCGUUGCCCUGGCCAUCGACAGCAAGAAAGCCUUGACUACUGUGGCCCAUCUUCCUCCUCUUCUUGCUCCUGCUCAGCCUCCCUCCAGGAGUACCUCGUUCACCAGUGUUCCUUUCAGAGAAACUAUACCAGCCAGGAGAGGAAACCAGAGGCUACGCCAGCUCCAGUCAUCCCCACCACCCCGUCACAGCAGCUGCCCAUCUCCCCCACGCCCACCCAGACACCCCAGCAUUCACACACUCAGGGGGAACACCCCCAGGAGAGAGAGCCCAGCUCUGCCCAUGGGGAGAGAGAAGCCAGGCCCACUGACACCCCACCACACCUUCCAUGGGUUGAGACUGAGGCAGUGGAAGAGGUAGAGCCCAGUAUGGAGCUGCCCCACCUAGAGCCCAGCCAGACCUCCACCCUGCCCAGACCCAGCUCCACCGACACCUCCAGCUCUGCCGCCAGGCCCACACCUGCCGUGGCACCUCCACUCCACACCUUAUCCAAAGACCUGCCUGGGCAGAAGCACCCCAUCACUGGGGCAGAGAAAAGCCAGGAGGUGCAGCAGGGGGAGAUCAGGCAGCCUCCCACUGUCGCCACCUCCAGCUCCAGUGACCCAGUGGAGCAGAGCUGGGGAACCCCUGUAGAGGAGAGGCCCUGUCCUGAAGUCCAGCCUGUAGAACAAGACAACAUCCCGGUCAUCCACCAACCACAUGUGGCUGAUCCACUCCCCCCACCCCUCCUCACUACCUCCACCCCCACAGAGCAGCAACAGCCUCUGGGAUCCCCACUUAAACCAGCGGGUGCCGGCGGCGGCAACACUACUCCCGAGGAGCAGAACUCUGUCCCCGUCGUGGUCAUGACGGAGCCCCCCUCGCAUGGCCAUGGCCAGGCCGUGGCCACGGAAACCAAGGGGGAGGCGGAGCUUGUGGAGGACAUUGUCUUCAUCCCGUCGCCCAAUGGCAAUGGGCAGCAGCUGCCUCGCCCCACCUCCUUCCAGCCCCCCUCUCCUUCCCCUUUAGACUUCUAUGCAGAGCUCCACAACGCCACGGAGCAGGGGUACGGGAACCCGAUGCACGGCUCCACCAGCCAGAAGGAGUCUGUGUUCAUGAGGCUCAACAACCGCAUCAAGGCCCUGGAGAUGAACAUGUCGCUGAGCGGACGCUAUCUAGAGCAACUCAGCCAGAGGUACCGAAGGCAGAUGGAAGAGAUGCAGAGGGCUUUCAACCAAACCAUCAUCAAACUGCAGAACACAUCCAGGAAGGCAGAGGAGCAGGACCAGAGACAGACAGAGUCCAUCCAUUCGUUGCAGGGCCAACUGGAGGACGUCACACAGCUGGUGCUCAACCUGUCUGUGAGAGUCAGCCAGCUGCAGAGCCAGGUGACAGACAGGCAGAGUUACCUCCUGCUGUGCCUGGUGUUGUGUUUGAUCCUGGGCCUGCUGCUGUGUUUCCAGCACUGUCGCAUGGCUGCCAUGCAGCCUCCCUCCACAGACCCUCCUAUAACCUACAGCUACUGCUCCCCAGAGAGGCGGUUCUCUGAAUAUGAAGACAUGAGCUUGAAGAGACGAGCCUCAUAUCCUCUCCUGCACUCUGAUUCCUUCCAGUUACCUACCACUGAAGGUGCAGAGUCACUGCAAACUGUUGAACCAAUAAAUUUUCCACCAGCUAAUAAAAAGCGCCAAUCUCAACAAAUAAAAUCUCUCUCCUCAACCCUUCCACUCUCUGUCCCCAACACUUCUCUGCUGAAGAAACGCAGUAAGAUGAAGACCGUGGAGACCCUGAAGAGCACUGCUUUCUGUUCUCCUUUGCUUGCUAACCGAGCGCCCAUAUAUAACGGCCGUGGCACCAUAGACCCUCUACCCCACACGGGGCAUCUCCGCCACCCUGCCUUCAGGGACCCCCCCUCUGAGGGAAGCUCCGAGGGCUCCUCCCAGUCAGACGAGCCCUCCUUCUGCGGCCUCGCUGCUGCCACCUGCACGCGCCUCUGUGACGGCCUGCCCCCGCCCAGGAGCAGGGCAGAGAAGCUGGCUUUCAAGCCUGGGCGCGUGGAUCUCCUGCAGGGCCCGCGGAGAGACAGGAGCGAAGCUACACCCACCAUCCUUACCCUGCAGGACCUCAUCGGGGGGGAAAAAGAGCUAGCUGCAGGGAGGCUGGGAGUGAUGGCGCUCUGAGGUCCCAUCUGACACAGACUGCUCCUCCUUCAGACUCUGGAACACUCAUCCUCUGAAAGGAGGGUUGUUGUUAUCUCUGUAUACAUAGGAGGCUUUAGGCUAGUACACAAAUGAGACAAUCCCUCUUCUUCCACCUCCUAACCAGCAUGUUAUGUUCUGUCCAUGUUCUCUGUCAAACCUUUUGUCAGGCUCUUUGUUAUGAGGUUAAUAAUGACAAGAUAAGUUAACUUUUUUUUAACCAAAUCUGUGUUUUGGAUGUAAAUGGCAUGUUCUAGAAUAAAACAUGAACAAAAGCCCCAAAAAAUCACCUAAAUACGUCAUUUUAGAAACGCAACUUCUGAAAUUGUCUUUCCAAACUUUAUCUGCAAUGUUAUAUUUAAUUUUGUGCGACUCAAGCAGUUUCCCCGAUCCAUCUGUGCUUAUUUUCCAAAUUUCAUAUUGUGCGACUCGAGAGAAAUUUCUCCGUGUAGCCCAUGAUACUUUUCUGGGUGCGCAUGCUCGGGCUACACGGAGAAAUUUCUCUCGAGUCGCACAAUAUGAAAUAUGUUUCCAAUAAAGUUUGGUGUGACAAAAGGUAAUGUGUACAACAUCUAAAGACCUGCAUCACUAUAGUGAGAGCGGUGCCAUUUCUAAAAGGAUGUAUUUGGGUGAUUUUAGAGCUUUUGUUUUACUUUAUCCCCACCCUGGCACUGCAGAAUGAGCAGGAGGAAGUCUAUCUCUGGUUGGGGUAAGUUUAUCAAAAACAAGUGGAAUCGCAAAACAAUUAUGUCUGGGCACUUCAAUAACAUCCCAUUUACAUUCAAAAUACAGAUUUGGUAAAAAAAUUUAAAAAAAAGAAGUUCUCCUUUAAAGGUGCACAAUGUAACAAUCAAAACUACAAAUAAUAGCCAAUGUCAAGGAUGGGCUAAAGGAAUAGAAUUCCAUGAAAGGAAAAUCUAAGUUAGAAUUUGCUUUUACUAGUGGGUUGCUGGUCUAGCCAUGUUCAUUUCAUAGAAACAGCAGGUUUUUCCUGUUUUAAGAUUGGUUCUCAUUUUCUGAAGUUGAAAACAAUUUAUUAUAUUAGGGAUAAAUGGGCCCUAUCAAAGCUAUUUGACCACAGUAAAAGUCCAGCAACACCUGCUAUGACCUAGCUUUUUGUUAGAACUUGUUUUGUAAUUUAUGGACGAGUGCGUAGAUUGUACCAUGGUUGGACACUUGAAAUUUCAUGCAAAUGUCACUUAAAUAUAAAUCGUUAAUAUAUUUAUCAUAUCAUGAAUAAAUGCAGGUUGAGACUUUUCUACUAUUA